This is a messenger RNA of Ilex paraguariensis (yerba mate), 1193 nucleotides long. The record is from the annotation of a GenBank genome assembly. NCBI's taxonomy places the organism in Eukaryota, Viridiplantae, Streptophyta, Magnoliopsida, Aquifoliales, Aquifoliaceae.
CUCGGACCCUCGUCCCUUCUCUGUCUUCAAACACUGUGACAGUGCCUCUCAAGCUUCGACUUUCAGAACCCAUCAACCAUGGAAAUCUAUCAAUUCAGAGCUCAGUUCGAGUUUCAAAUAGCGCCAUUGCUGCUACUGAAAUGUCGAAGCCAAACAGAGCCAGUAGAUGGUCUCUUCAUGGCAUGACGGGUCUUGUCACCGGAGGCACCAGGGGCAUUGGGCAUGCAAUUGUGGAAGAAUUGGCAGGAUUUGGGGCGAGAGUACAUACAUGUGCGCGUAAUGAAGCUGAGCUCUAUAAAUGCUUGCGGAGUUGGGAAAAGGAGGGUUUUAUAGUCACUGGUUCGGUCUGCGACGUGUCGUCUCGAACCGAUCGUGAGAAGCUAAUGGAAGAUGUCUCAUCUGUGUUCAAUGGGAAUCUCAACAUUCUUAUAAAUAAUGUUGGAAGAAAUAUACGGAAACCUAUGGUAGACUUCACAGCUGAAGAAUUUUCCACACUGAUGGCAACCAAUUUUGAAUCUAUUUUCCAUAUGUGCCAACUUGCAUAUCCUCUAUUGAAAGCAUCAGGAACAGGAAGUGUGGUAUUUACGUCCUCUGUCUCUGGUUUUGUGUCACUGAAGUCUAUGUCUGUCCAAGGAGCAACUAAAGGAGCAAUUAAUCAACUUACAAAAAAUUUGGCAUGUGAGUGGGCAAAGGACAAUAUCAGGAGUAAUGCGGUUGCACCUUGGUACAUCAGAACCUCAAUGGUGGAGCAAGUGCUGGCUAACAAAGAAUACCUGGAAGAGGUAUUUGAUAGAACUCCAAUUCGGCGUCUUGGAGAUCCAACAGAGGUUGCAUCCCUCGUGGCAUUCCUUUGCCUUCCUGCAUCAUCUUACAUAACCGGCCAGAUAAUUUGUGUUGAUGGUGGAAUGUCUGUGAAUGGCUUCUAUCCAAGACAUGACUAGAAAGAGCGAGUCGCAACUUUUCAUGUCUAUACUUUCACUUUUGUAGACAAAAUUUUUUUCCCAAGUAUUCUCGUGUGUUUAUUUCUUAAUUUCAUUUUUGAAUUAGAGGCUGUAGUUUGUCAACUAGAUCAUGAAUCUGAUUUACCAAAUAUUUUAUUGUUUCUUUUUUUGGGUUCAACGGUGAAAGAUAUCCAGACCCGUUUACGCUUAACCUGUGUUGUUUUAUCUUCAUUGUAUUAUGGCCAAUAGAUG